GCGCGCACUGAAAAGUAAAACCACCCAUUAAAAGGAACAGAGAGGAGGAGAAACUGAUUCAACAAGUGCCCAACAAACAGGAGAACACAAACUAAAGAAGUGAUGGAGCCCUCCAAACAGAUUCAGUACACUUCAAAUGAGGUCAAAGACACCGGGGACAGCAGCUCCGUGCCUAACGGACACUUUGACGGGCGGGUGAAGCGGCCGGCCGGCGGAACCGUGCGCACCCAAACUCCCCAGCCCCCGGGCGCGGAGUGCAGCUCUCACCGGCCGGCCAACGCGGGGAUGGAGAGCUGGAGGGAGGAGCGCACAAGGAGCGUGGAGGACAACGAGAUGAGCCUGCCUUCCCUGGCCGCCGCUUACACCACCAUCCUGCGGGGGCUCGGGGAGGACCCUCAGCGGCAGGGGCUCCUCAAGACCCCCUGGAGAGCCGCCACCGCCAUGCAGUUCUUCACCAAGGGCUACCAGGAGAAAAUCAUCGACGUGCUGAACGACGCCAUCUUCGACGAAGACCACGACGAGAUGGUGAUCGUCAAAGACAUCGACAUGUUCUCCAUGUGUGAGCAUCACCUGGUGCCCAUCUUCGGCAGGGUUCACAUCGGCUACCUCCCAAACAAGAGAGUUCUGGGCCUCAGCAAGCUGGCCAGGAUCGUUGAGAUCUACAGCCGUCGACUACAAGUUCAGGAGAGGUUGACCAAACAGAUUGCCGUGGCGAUCACUGAGGCCCUGCAGCCCACCGGAGUCGGCGUCGUCAUCGAGGCAACUCACAUGUGUAUGGUGAUGCGAGGCGUUCAGAAGAUGAACAGUAAAACCGUCACCAGCACCAUGUUGGGAGUUUUCAGGGAAGACCCAAAAACCCGCGAUGAGUUUCUGACGCUGAUCAGGAGCUGAGGAGGACUGAGCUCCUUCUCUUCCUCCGCCCGAUGCCUGACGUUACCUCCACCUGCGCGACCCUGUUUGUGUGUGUGUGUGUGUGUGUGUGUGUGUGUGUGUGAGAGAGUCGAGAGAAAGAGUGUCCGAUCAUUUUAAUCCUCGUCGUUAUCUCAGUGAUGUCCGAGUCAGAGGACGAUGACUGACAGGACUUUACCCCUCUUUUUUGUUUACGUCUGUUCUGUGUGAUCAUUAAUUUAAACAUCGAUCUUUGGCCUCUAACUCAACGUAAUUCGAGUUUAAAAGAAAGAAAGACUCCACCAAAAUAUACAAACAUCGAUUUAUUGACUUGAUUUAUUACUUGAAAACCACUUGUGGUAAUAAGCCCUUAACGUACGGGAGGGAGAGUAAAAACAAACACAUUGAAAGCACGUCAGAAAGUGAGCUGUCUUUAUCAGGUGUAGUCAUAUUUACUCGUGUUUGCUUUUAAAUAUGAGCACAGAGGAAAUAGUCGUUUAUAAAAACAGGUUUCAGAAAAGGUUAAGAUAAGGUCAAAGGCCACGCAUAGAAACAUAAAGUAAGUAAACAAAAAGGAAAUCAUCCUGUCAGAGUUUUCAAUCAUUCAAGCUUUAUGUGUACAGCGCCAAAUUCAUGACAUUCUUCAUAUUGUGAUUCCAUUGAACUACAUGUAGCAUUGAUGGUAAGACAAAUUUUCUCAUUAUAGCAUCGCAUAGCGGACUCUGUUGCUUCGUCCGCUACUUCUGAGUUUUACCUCAGGAGACAUGAAACAUCUUCUGGUGUGCUGACUGAUCAGUCUUCCUUUUGUUUCUGAACUUGAACAACAAAAUCAUUCAUCCUCCAACAAAGACUCCACUUUGGUUCACAGCUCGCAAAGUGCAGAUAAAUAACUGAGUUCAUGAAGCUGAUUUUGUGGCUAAUCGCUCCAUUAGUGUAAUUAGCUGCUAUUUGUGGAGUUAGCCGAUAAAAGGAUCAAGAUUUCUUUGGUCAAGUGGAGAAAUAUUUCAAAAACAGAGAAGCUUUUUUCACACUGAAAACAGAAUAAACAAUCAGCACAGAUAAACAUCUAAAUCAUCUCAGUAAGAAACUCUGAACUAAGAAGUCCUCAGCCAGAUUCUCAAAGAGAAACUUGUAGAAACUUUCUGUUUGUGCAGACGUGAAAUGAGAGAAAUGAAGACACAAUUUCACCAGAGAAUUUCUUGUGUUUCUGUUAAGAUAACUGAGACAACAGUAAAGUUUAAGUGGCAAGAACAAAAGUUCAUUUUAAGAGGCAGAAAUCUCAUGAUGCACAGCCAUCUGCCAAAACUGCGGCAGGCUUGAAAAAUGGGGAUCGAGGGAGAUGGGAAGAUGGGAUCCACCAACGACCCCGAGGAACCUACAAGACAUGACAGCUCAGGAGCUCCAGGGAAAAGUGAAGUUAAGCGAAGAAGUGUUUCAGUUAAAGUUUGAUAUUCUGACUCCUGAUAUUUGAGAGUUUUGACAUUUCAAAGCUGUUUGAAGACCAGGACGCUGUGAUCAUUUCCCUCUUUUUCAAAAGACACAACAGCUAAUAGAAGAGUCAUAAAAGAAGUGAAAAGCAAAGAGAUAUAAUGACAAUGACUUCAGUGUCAGCCCUUGCAGAAUGCAGAAUUUACCAAUAAUCAUGAACAACCAGUAUUCUCAUUUUUUUAUUUUAAUAUUCAAAGUUUACAAUUAUUCUUUAAGUUACAAGUAUUCACUUUAUGUGUAAGAAUUGACCUGUGUGCCAACCUGCCUCUCAAUUUAAAAUCCUCAAAGACUUGGAUCGACAUGAGACACAAAAACUGUGCGUGUGUGCGUGCGUGUGUGUGUGUGCGUGUGCGCGUUGUUUAGUGACUGUGUUUCUUUAGUUUUAGCAUUCAACUACGUCAUAAUGUCCCCAGACUGAUUUGAAGAACUUUUUAAUCGUCUAAAUUGGUUACUGGAGUCAUGGGUGUGUGUGUGUGUGUGUGUGUGUUGUAUAUGUGUGUACGCGCGCGCGUGUGUGUGUGUGUGUUUGUUGGAGGGAAGAGGAGCACUAACAACCUGCUCUGAUGAUGUUUUUUGUGGCCUUGUUAAGAAGGACGGCCUGUUUCUUUGGCCCUUCAAUCAUAGUGACUUCAUGUACUGUGUUCAUUUUAAAUACUUUUUAAUCAAGUUGAAUAAAUCUCUAUGUGACAGUGA
Labrus bergylta (ballan wrasse) is the source of this 3069-nucleotide messenger RNA. RefSeq names its product GTP cyclohydrolase 1 (gene gch1). Gene Ontology annotation, molecular function: GTP cyclohydrolase I activity; zinc ion binding; GTP binding. The record is from RefSeq and is a predicted model, not a curated record. Lineage: Eukaryota; Metazoa; Chordata; Actinopteri; Labriformes; Labridae. Gene Ontology annotation, biological process: tetrahydrobiopterin biosynthetic process; tetrahydrofolate biosynthetic process. Gene Ontology annotation, cellular component: cytoplasm.